AUGAGCCUCUUCCUGGAGAACCCCUUCCGGGAUGUGUGCAUUAGGCCAGUGGUGACCGCUCCAUUUCUGCCUGAGAAGAAAGGCAGCGCGGCUGAGAUGCUGGAGACGCUGGAGGUCCGAGAGCGCACGAGUACCAGCGCUACCUCGCCGGAGCCUAGGCGCUUUGCUUGGGACCACGGGCCUCCAGACCGCCGAGCCUCGCGGAUAGGACAGCGGGAUUCGCGCGUGCCCUUGGUCGCCCUCGUCGUCCGCCCAAACCGGAAGCGGCGCUCCGUGGCCCGGAAGCAGCGCCGCGAGGUCCAAGAUGAGCUCAUGGAUAGUCCCGCCUCCAAGAAGCAGGCGCGCUCCGGCACCAGCGGGACGCCACGCCGGAAGAAGGGACGCCGCGGGGCAGACAAGGCUCAUGGCUUCAACCUGGAAGAUCUCACGGCUGCCCGCGCCUGGGAGAAGCUCAAAUCCUUGGCCUCCUUGUGCCCAGCACCGGAGAGUUGCGUGGAGACGGCGCUGGUGGUUAAGGAUCGGAUUGAGGGCCGUUACUGCAUGGAGGCGAUCGACUCCGAACGCUUGCAUUCCAGCAGGAUCCAGGCGAGCAAAGAGGUGGUGUGCUGGGGAGCAGGCACGACGGCACGAGUCGCGCACUGCGUGCGGCGUGCGAGGUUGGACAUGGAUGAAAAGAGGGACCAACCUUUUCUGCCAUGGAGUUUGAUAGGCGACUUCGGCCAGCUGGGUGACAACCAAGCCCGCUCCAGCCACACGCCCGUGCGGGUGCAAGGUCUGGGCCCCUCCCUGGUGGUCACUGCUGGUGGCCUCCACUCGUGUGCCGUGGAAGUGUCUGGACGCGCCAAGUGCUGGGGCAAGGGUGAGGACGGACUCUCCAGUGGGGAUGGCCAGUUAGGCUUCGGCGGCCGCUCCCGCCGCCACGACGCGCGCCCUGUGGCGCAGCUGGGCGUCGCGCUGGACGUGCGCGCGGGGGGAUCGCAUACCUGCGCGCUGGAGGCGGGCGGCGCCGUGCGCUGCUGGGGCUGGGGCGAGUUUGGGCAGCUGGGCAAUGGGCGGACACGGGAUUCGCUCUACCCGCUCCGGGUCCAGCACUUGGACAGCGCCAUCGCGAUUUGUUCGGGUGGCUUACAUAGCUGCGCCGUGGAAACUGGUGGCUCCGUGAAGUGUUGGGGCUGGGGCGAGCGCGGGCAAUUGGGAUCCUUCAAUGGCACACAGAGAUCGAGUAGCCCUUUUCCCGUGGAGAUCGAGGGGAUCGAGGAUGCGAUUGACGUGGCUUGUGGAUACCAACACUCCUGCGCCAUGAGCCAGAACACCACUGUUUGCUGGGGCGAUGGCAUUGACCGUGCCUGGGUUGUUCAAGAGACUGGUUUUGUAUGCCAUACCUUAUCUAGGUCGGUGAAAGGAAAGGACGGCUUUAGAUUCUUUGCCGAGGCAGCCUACUGUAAGUUGUUCCGAGACAGUUGGCAGGUCGUCCUUCCCAGAUGA
Durusdinium trenchii is the source of this 1485-nucleotide messenger RNA. The record is from the annotation of a GenBank genome assembly. Lineage: Eukaryota; Dinophyceae; Suessiales; Symbiodiniaceae.